Lycium ferocissimum is the source of this 2778-nucleotide messenger RNA. Its product is annotated as CSC1-like protein At3g54510. Lineage: Eukaryota; Viridiplantae; Streptophyta; Magnoliopsida; Solanales; Solanaceae. Bases 655 to 2379 code for a protein of 574 amino acids. Gene Ontology annotation, molecular function: calcium-activated cation channel activity. The transcript has 9 exons. The record is from RefSeq and is a predicted model, not a curated record. Gene Ontology annotation, cellular component: plasma membrane.
UGGAUUCUGAUAAGUUCUAAAGUUGAAUUAACGCAAGAAGGGGAAGCAGUAAGGUUGAUAUGACUGAGGUAGAUAGUUCCGUAUUGUUGUGUUGGCUCAAAGACUUCAGACAAGAACCUUAAGGAGCUACAGGUUUGAACAAUAAGGGGCAUGUUUUGUACCGCCGUGAACACCCUUUUUUGACUCCUCAUCAUACCAGGUACCUUACUCGUAAGAUGUCCGUAUGUCCAGAAAUGUGAGAACAUAUUUCAAGUUCAUUUUGGCUACUGGGAUUUGAACAAGUUCUUAAGUUUGGGAGAGCAACUAAAAGAGAACCUGGAGAAAGAAAUAAAGUGUACUGGAGCUAUUAAAGAACCAAGUCUCUUGACUUGUGUAGAUGGUUAAGGAAGGAACCAGGAAUUGAAGUUUUUAAUUAGAUUGGAGAAGCAUUUGACCAUCUAGCUAAUGAGUUGAGACUAGUUAUUUUUAAGGUAGAAACAAAUUUGAGUCUCAUAACCCAUGUUUGCUUGAUAAGGAGCUGCAAAAUCCAAGCCUGUACCUAGGGGUGACUGGGUGUCAAAUGGAUGGUUUGGACUAAAGUUGGACGGAUUAAAAUGGAUUGAAUUAGUAAAAGAAUUGGGUCAUAACCCGCCUAAAGUUUUGCUCGGGUCAAAGAUGGGCAGGCUCUGGGUGCAUUUUUCUAUCUUGUGCUUUGUCUCGUGUUAUGGAAUGUACCUACUUUACAAGGAGUACAGUAACAUCUUUUGCAGAAGGAUUCAGCAGAUAUGCAAUAGAAGGGGUGAACCUGAUCAAUUCACCAUUCUGGUUCGAGAAAUUCCACUUUGCAAUGAGCACAAAACUCGUGGAUGCAACAUAGACCACUUCUUUUCCAAACAUCAUCCUUACUCAUAUCAGUCUUCUCAAAUUUUAUAUGAUGGGAAGCAUCUGGAUAAUCUACUAUGCCAGGCAAGGUCUCUCACCAAAAAGAUUGAGGACCUGAGGCAUCUUUCUUCUACUAAGAAACAUAGUAGAAAAUCAUCUGUAUCUGAUGCGUGGAAAUAUGAUGCUAAAAUAGAGCAGCUGGAGGACAUGCUUCAAACCCUUGGUCGUGAAAUAAGGCGUAUACAGUGCAGAAUGACGAUUGAGCAGAAGGAAUUGCCAGUGGCUUUUGUUACAUUUAGUUCACGAUGGGGCGCUGUUCUAGCUGCCCAAUCUCAACAGCACACAAAUCCACUCCUCUGGAUCACUCAAGCGGCUCCAGAACCGAGAGAUGUGAUCUGGCAAAAUUUGGCAAUCCAAUAUCGUCAUUUGCCACUGUACAAGAUAGUGAUAGUUGUUGCAGCAUCACUUCUUACCAUCUUCUUCGUGUUACCAGUGACAGCUGUUCAGGGAAUUGCCAAAUAUGAUCGACUGAAGAAAUGGUUUCCCCCUGCCAUGGCUGUGGACUUGAUACCGGGGUUAAGGUCCAUUGUCACUGGAUAUCUUCCUAGUGCCAUUCUUAAUGGUUUCAUCUACAUUGUUCCGUUUGCCAUGAUUGGCCUAGCAAGAUUAGCCGGUUAUAUCUCGCGGAGUAAGAAGGAUAUAAACGCAUGCAACAUGGUGUUCUACUUCCUGGUAGGGAACGUGUUCUUUUUAAGCUUGUUGUCGGGAUCUUUACUGGAUCAAAUCGGUGAAUCUUUCUUUCAUCCCAAGGAUAUUCCCAACCGUCUUGCUAGUGCUGUCUCUGCUCAGGCAGAUUUCUUCGUUACGUACAUCUUGACAAAUGGGCUGGCAGGAUUCUCUUUGGAGAUGCUUCAGCCAGGAUUACUCCUAUGGGAUACUCUAAAAUCUUACACUUGGGACUGUGGAAAGAAGAAAUCUCCUUAUGUUUAUUCAUUACCUUAUUAUAGAAUAAUCCCUUUUGUUGGUCUCAUCAUGCUGAUUGGGAUUGUUUACGCGGUGGUCUCACCUUUGCUUCUUCCAUUUAUAGUAGGCUACUUUCUGCUUGGAUAUGCGGUGUUCAUCAACCAGAUUGAAGAUGUGUAUAUAACUACAUACGAGACAUGUGGUCUGUAUUGGCCAUACAUUCAUCACUAUAUUAUAGUUGCAAUCAUACUUAUGCAAGUCACAAUGAUCGGUCUUUUUGGACUGAAAGCCAAGCCUUCAGCUUCCUUCUCCGUUAUCCCUCUCCUGGUCGUCACUAUUCUGUUUAACGAAUAUUGCAAGAUUCGGUUUCUUCCGACUUUCAAGCAAGCCUCAAUUCAGGAUGCAAAAAACAAUGAUGAACUUGACAAGAAGGAUGGACUGAUGGAGGAGAAUGUACGGAAGGCUCUCGAUGCUUAUUCUCCUCCAUGUUUGCGGCCCUUGGACCUUGGGCUGGAAGGAACGAGCUCUAUAAAGCCAUUUCUAUCUCCAGCAUAGAACAUGUUCUCUUCUCUAUUUUCCUCCCAGGUUGCCCAUACUCAUGUCUGACAUUUUAAUUAUGAGUACACCACCAGAAAGUAGCCGAAGAUUAUCUAUUGUUGAUCGAAACACAGUAGAGCUGAUCUGCCCACUGUCAUGUGUACCAAACUUGGAUAGUGCAGUUUUAUUGACAAUGCUCAUCAUUGUUUAGGCCAUUUUAGAUUUUUUUUUUUUUUUUUCCUGCUGGGGACUGAGUUACCACACGCUGGAAAAUAGCCUCAAGCAAUAAAAAUCGUUUAUUCAUGUAUGCGUGUUCUAAUUAUGACGAAUAUUAGGGUUUGAUGCAUGCUGUAUAGUUAGUAUGACGACGUAAUACACUUUUCAGGUAUAUAUUUCUGUGAUGAAAUUAUCUUUUCC